This is a messenger RNA of Salvelinus fontinalis (brook trout), 4089 nucleotides long. RefSeq names its product zinc finger protein 501-like. Gene Ontology annotation, biological process: negative regulation of transcription by RNA polymerase II. Lineage: Eukaryota; Metazoa; Chordata; Actinopteri; Salmoniformes; Salmonidae. Gene Ontology annotation, molecular function: DNA-binding transcription repressor activity, RNA polymerase II-specific. Bases 243 to 1544 code for a protein of 433 amino acids. The transcript is spliced from 2 exons. The record is from RefSeq and is a predicted model, not a curated record.
UUCAUAAACAGCUCGUCAACCACCUCGGUAGCUUGCUAACCAACAUAGCCGAAAGAUUCAAGCUAUUUAUACGCUUUCGGUCUAUAUUAGCUACCGUGUUUUAGACACACUUCUGUCGUAUCUACUUGUAAACCUAUUUAAUUUAAUAUUACGUUAUUCUUUUAGUCAGCUAUAGUAGCUGGCUGGUUAAGUUAGCACUAGCCUAGUCGCUAAUGAUAGCUAGCUAGCUAACAUCCCCGAACAUGAGCUCCCUAAACUUCUCCCCUCCUGUUAAAGAAGAGGUCUGCUGGACGGAGAAAGAAGCUCUGGGGCUGAAUAUUGUCGUGAAAGAGGAGAAGGAAGAAGAGGAUGUCACAGUAAAACAAGAAGUAGAGGUUGAGGCUGUUACAGUGAAAGAAGAAGAGAAAGACGUUUCAGUGAAAGAAGAGGAUGACUGGUUCAGAGUGAAAGAGGAGGAUGUUACAGUAAAAGACGAGGAGGAAGAGAAAGAGGAGGAUGCGGUUUUUGGAGUGAAAGAGGAGGAGGGGGAGAUUACUGUCACAUUGGAGAAAGAAGAGGAGGUUGGAGAUCUGUUUAACACCAGAGAGAGACGGGACUAUCGUGAGUCCUCUGGGGAGCCUCAACAACAUCAUGAUGAUGACAAGGUAGAGCAGAGUCUCUCCACAUCAGAACACCUCAAGAAACACCUGCAGAUUCCCUCCGGGAAGAAAUCUAUUUGCUGCUCUGACUGUGGGAAAUGUUGCAAAUCUUCAUCAGAACUUAAAAUACACCAGCAAGUCCACACAGGGGAGAAAUCAUACUGCUGCUUUGACUGCGGGAAACGUUUCUCAAGAUCAAAUUCACUAAAAGUACACCUGAGAAUUCACACUGGAGAGAAAUCUCACCACUGUUUUGAUUGUGGGAAGAGUUACUUAAGAUUAAAAUCACUAAAAGUACACAUGAGAAUUCACACUGGAGAGAAACCUUAUAGCUGUGAUCAAUGUGGGAAAAGUUUUACUAUAUCUAGCUGUUUGACUAUACAUCAGAGAACACAUACAGGAGAGAAACCAUAUAGCUGUAUUCAAUGUGGGAAGAGUUUCACGACAUCUAGCCAAUGGAUUGUACACCAGAGAACACACACAGGAAAGAAACCUCUUAGCUGUACUCAAUGUGGGAAGAGUUUUACUCACUUAGGCAGCCUGUUAUCACACCAGAGAAAACACACAGGAGAGAAAUCUUAUAACUGUGACCAAUGUGGGAAGAGUUUUACUCAGUCAAGCAACCUGGUAUCACACCAGAGAACACACACAGGAGAGAAACCUUAUAGCUGUGAUCAAUGUGGGAAGAGUUUUACUAAAUCUAGCAGUCUUAUUGUACACCAGAGAACACACACAGGAGAGAAACCUCAUAGCUGUGCUCAAUGUGGGAAGAGUUUUGUUACAUCUAGCCGUCUUAUUGAACACCAGAGAACACACACAGGAGAGAAACCUCAUAGCUGUGCUCAAUGUGACAAGAGAUACUCUGAUAAAAGAUCGCUGAUCAAACAUCAGAAAAUACAUACAUGAAGGAGUUGUAUCAUGAUAUCAAUGAAAUAAUGUCACAAUGUAGAAUGUUUUAACAUUGUAGUAGGAGUAUUUUAAUGAUGUCAUAGUGUAGAAUGUUUUAACAUUGUAGUGGGAGUAUUUUAAUGAUGUCAUAAUGUAAAAUGUUUUAACAUUGUAGUAUGAGUAUUUUAAUGAUGUCACAAUGUAGAACCCGAAACGUUUGUCCCCUGUUCUAUUGAUUUCAACAUGAUAUGGAUAUUAGCCUCAAGGGGAAAAUCCAGGCUCUGAAAUGGAAGAGUACUAUUUAUGAGAUUUAACAAAAAGUGACUAACAAAAAAAGGGUUGUGUUACACUUACCAUGUUGGCAACCCACUUGAAUCAACAUGUAGCUAGCUGUUUUCUACAUAUUGUCCUCUAACCAGGGAUGUACACAUUAUUCCCAGAUUCCGUGUGGUUUUUGGUCAGUUAGUUUUAACAGGACAUGCAACCUCAUCUCCCUCCUCUCCCACAAUUGAUUUCAAUGUGAUAUCGAUGAGAUGAUGACAAAUAAGUGUUGGGUUCCUUUGUUUAGCGAUCCCUAAAUUUAAAUGCGUCACUCCAAAAUGUAGCUGACUGUCUUCUGCAGGUUGUCCUCUAACCAGUGAGGUGAAAGAUAUCUCCCAUUUCCAUGUGUUUUUUUAGUUGUGUUAGUUUCAACAGCACGAACAACCUGAUUUCCCCCCUAAUUGAUAUCAGUGAUUUAUUGCUACUUGUAAAAACAACAGCGUUUCUGGUGCUUGUGCAGUUUAUAAGGAGCUUGUUCAAAUAAAUACAAGUAAUAUGAUUAUUGUGGCAGAUGUUUGUGUAAAUAGCACAUUUUAUGUUUAGGUUUUCAAUAUAUCACAAACUGUUUCUGCAUAUUGGUUAUUGAUUUAGACACGUUAAAACGGUGUUUUGACAUUGGGGCUAUUCCACCUACCAAAAUGAAAUUAAAAAGACGACUAUGCCCGACGUGAAAGUUGAAAAUAUGUAUUUUCGGGUCGUUUUUUCAAUGACUUGAAAACAACUUAUUUUCAAAGUACUUGCACUCUAUACACAUGGACACACUAUAAUAAAUUGGUCUAUAAUCAAUUUUAUUAACAAUUUUACAUCACUCCAGUAUUUAUUUACAACAUUCAAAUGCUAAUUGUCUUUAUUCCACUACUGAAGAAGCAUGACUCAAAUCACCUCAUAUUUCAAACAUUCAGCCUGACAAAAGAUACAUGUUUUAUUAUUCCAUGCCUCACCAUUAAGUGAAUUAUUGCCAAUACAUAUUAACAAAGGGGUGUACAUUUGGUUUUGAUAUUUCAUAUUUACAAUUCAUGUAACAUUUAGUAAUCAUAAUUAUUUAUGCAACCAACUGACUUUUUUUGUGUACAAUUAUAUUGACAUCGUUAUCCUGCUUUUAGAAAAUCAGGGUUCAUUCUCAGAUGUGCCAACCCAAAUGUACUAGAGCAUGACAUUGGGGACUGGGCCCAAAUCCAACAACAUGCCUAUCGGAUGAACCCUGAAAAGAGAGAGAAGCUCUGCAGUGAGGUGGGAAGUUACUAUGGAUAUUGCAGGAGUUUCCUCUUGAAAUCAGACAUGUCCGCGGUAAGGACAACUUGGUUGCUGAUUGUCUCAAGGGUGGGCAGUCAAAAAGUUUUGUGUUUUGCGUUUAGCCAGUGUGUUGCCAUGGAUAACAAUUUAUUUUGACUGCACGUUUUUCCGUAUUGGAGAUGGGUUUUGUUUGGGCUCGUGUCAAGGGGACGAGAGUUCUUGAAGCUAGUGAGUAUUAGGUUUUUUUUGUGGGAAAAAUAAAUAUUGUUUUUAAUUGUUGUUAGACAGACACCAUGUUUAUAUUGGUGAAGGUGAAGCAUUGUAGUUGAUUAUAAUGUGAAAUGUAAGUUGUUUUCUGUUGGUGGUGAGCAUUUUCUUGAGGUGUUAGUCUUUGGUUUUUCCAUUUAUGUUUUGAGGUUGUUCGUUAGCACAUAUAGCUCGUUAGCACGUAUAGCUCGUCAGCACGUAUAGCUCGUUAGCACGUAUAGCUCGUUAGUCAGUAUGUUUUACACCUGUGCUGGCUUGUCCAUCUCGUUAGUGGGAAGGUGUUUCACCUGAGCUGGUCCAGGUUCUAUUUAAGAGUGUCUGGCCCAGUGCUCCAGUUGUCUUGAUAGAUGUGGAGAGUCAACACCUUUAGUUGCUCCACCUUUUUGGUUUGCUUCCUGUCUUUAUGUUUGUGGGUUUUUCUAUUGUUUGACACUUCUUGGUUAGAUUUAGUGGGUCUCAUGGUGGGUGUCUUUUAGGUCCCAGUUGUUGUUACUAGUCAACUUUCAGUGGACACCCCCAUAGUGUCUUUCAGAACCCCUCCUAAUAAACAAGCCUAUAUUUUGGAUUGGAUAUUGCAUCCAAUUAAUAUUUUAAUCAAUUGCAUUUCCUUAAGGUGCUCAGUUGUCAGUCUUCAAUAUUUAUUUUAAUUGUUUUUUAUUUGUUUUUUUCCAUUGUGUUGUACCCUGUCUGAAAUGUGCUGUAUAAAUAAAGCUUAAUUUGAUUUGAACAAAUGAACAAUCAA